UGACAACAGCCUUAGCCGCCCAUUGUUUGCAUGUGCAUAGCCAGCUAGAAGGUCAUUUCAAAAAUCAACCCUAUGCCUCCCUGAGAGACUCAUCGUUACACGAGGCUUCCGAGAUGGCGAGAAGGCUGUCGGCCAUUUUUACCUCAGGCUUGGGCUUGGAGGACAAGCACAGCUCUCCAACAGCAAACUCUCCUGGGAAAUCGUCGCCCUCAGAUGCCUCUCGGUCAAAGUCACCUAGCAAGCUGUCGAAGCAAGCUCCAGCAUAUAAUCAGGCUCGACGGCCAUCUGGUCAGCAGUUCUUGACGCCUUCACUAGCCGAGCCAACUCUGCCGAACCUGCAAACAUUACAGCAGGAUGCUGCGGCCAAUGGCGACGCUAUAUUGAUGCCUCCGCCAUCCAUUACUGCUUCUGGGUAUCACUCGAGAAACAAUUCCACGGACCGGUCGAGGCCUGGAACUCCGGGCGGACUGAACCCCAGCAGACCAAUGACUCCAGUACUCAAUCUUCCCGAUCAACCGCCCAUCACGCCCGUCUCCACAGGAAGAACAGAUAACAAUUCGACCGAGAAGAAGGAGAAGAAGCAUUGGUGGAACAAGAAAGACAAAAGAGACGAUGCGAAUCGAGGGCCGCUUGCGUGGAUCGCUGGACAUCCGCAGAGACUGCCAUACGAUGUCGAGGGAUUGAUGCAAGGACGACCGAUGCAGGAAUUGUGGAACAAUGAAGAUGGAAAUUGCUUGGUAUAUCUGUUCCCCAGAACAUCCGGAAAGGCUGCAUCGUUCAAAGUCGACUCUGCUGUGUUCGGCUCCUCGCCAGUCUUGACAAAACUGGCUUUUGGAGACAUCUACAGUAACGAUGCUGUUCGCGGAAUGGCAAAUUCCAGCUCAACUUCCUCGCACGACUCUCGGGGGCGAUAUUCGAACUUUUCAGACGCUCAGGAAUCCCAUUUAUACUUGCCAAUCAAGCUUAGUAGCGACAGUGCAGUUCAGACUCCGACGCCGCCCCAUUCCAAGAAGGAUGGGGAAGGUUCAGACUUCGAAGAUCUGCAAACUUUGGUUGACUACCGCAAUUUCUUUGCUUUCUUGUGUGGUCAAUCUCUUGUGGCUACUGAAAGGAGGAGUUCUUUUUUUGCCAUUUUCAUGACGAUUGCCGGCAUCUUGAAGUCCUUCCAAUUCACGAAUGUUGAUGGCUCCACAUUCGGCGAAGCUGCAAACUCCAGCUUCGAAGCUUAUGUCGAAGAACUUGGUCUCGCAGAUGUCCGCACGAGCCGGGAGAAGACCAUCGAGGGAAUCAUUUUGGGAGAACGGUUGAAGAGUGUGUCCCUCUACAACGAAGCGUUCACGCAUGCAGCUGGCAAGCAUCAAGAUCUUCUGGCUCUCAAGAGUCCAAAGUUCAACAUGAUCUCGCCUGUCACGCAGAACCGACUUACACGAGCAGCCAUGGAUCUCGACAAACGUGUUGCGUCGCUUAGAUUGAUCAUGACUGAUUUCGAGUUUCCAUUUCUGUUCUCCGGCAUCAUGAGCUCCAAAACAUCCAUAGAGCGGAAAGAGGGGGUCCGAUUCGAUGCAUGGAAAGAACACUUCCUGGGGAUGCGCAAAUUCACGCUUGGCCUUCUGAAGCAGAGGUACGGUGACUGGCCGCCAAAGGCGAGCAGUAAGAAGAACACUUUGGAAACCUCUGGUCUUAAUCGAAUAGUACUCCGGGAACUCUACAGCGAUCUAUCGUCUUUAUAUGAUCUUCUUGUGGAUCGGAACAAUUUGACGUCUCGAACAAUCGAUGGUGUAAAUCUUGGCGAGGCAAGAGACGUACCAGUGAUUAGAGGGUUAAGAUCGGUCCUGUCCGAAUAUGACCGCUCUGCGCCACCAGUAAAGCCGCCUGUCCCCUUCGACCUGCCCAGGUUCCCAACUCUGAAGAGCACGAGGAAAGAUUUCGGCACAGAUGCUCAGAGGGACACAAAGGCGUUGCACAAGAAGAUCAAAGAUGACGAGAUCCAGCAAAUUCUCCAAGCCAGCGUGAAUAGCGACGCUCUUGGGACUCCGUUUGUUGAUGCAUUCAGAGAGAUGGAGAAGCGUGCUGCGCAUGGCUGUAACAUCUUGGAGAUCGAGGAUCUGCGAAUCGGUCAAUGGAUCUUCAUGUAUGUGGUCAUGCAGGCUUUGCCUAUGCUGGCGAUUGAUGCUCCCGGUCUCAAGUGGACGAAGGCAGUAGAAUACUUCCUUUGCGAGGCGCCACGAUCAGGAGUGCCAUGGGCAGAUCCCAAUGCUGCUGGAGCCGGCGCAGGUAGGAGAACGUGGUUCUCUGUUGGUGGUGCUGGUGGUGGUGUCGUUUCUCUACCUGCUGACCUCGUGGAACAUGGUGUGGAAGGUAUCUACCGUCGCAGUCACUGCUGGGUCAUGGCCGAAAGAUGGUGCGCUGCGAAUCCAAUCUUGUCGGACGCUCUGCACAUGCAACAAAGUACCGGCGGCGCCGAUCAGAAUGAUCCUGGACUGCCUGCCCCACCUUCUGGUAACGACCUCUUGAGGCCAGACAGUCGGACCAGUAAUCGGAGCAGUAAACGGCUCUCCUCUCUAAGCCUGGGUCUAGAAGCAUUACCAUUGCCGCAAGGAGUCACUCCAGACGGCUCGGCGCCAAGUACGCUCGAGCGGCCAAGAACACCAGCCCAUUCGGUUGAUACAAGCAAGACGUUUGAUUCGAUCUUGGCGGACGUGAAUACUGGGAAGGGUAGGAAGAAGAAAUGACCUGGUGUUUCAUGGGGAUUGCUUGAACACUGGCUGAGGCUUGGGUACGCCCGUGAUCUUGGAUUGCGCGAUAUUACGACCAAGUGCCUUGAUUACCAGAAAACGGCUUGGAACGUGUUUGUGUAUGGACUUCUAGCCAUUUUAUCGCAUAGAACUGAAGAUCGCGGGAGGUGUCCAUUUUGGCACCGAGGCAGGAUUUGGCUUGGACCCUCGUAAUGCAUGCAGGGAUAGUGCUGGCAGCUCGGAUUGCAUUUAUUACAUCAAAUAUGGCACCUCUUUCACAUGG
Molecule: messenger RNA, 3018 nt
Organism: Pseudocercospora fijiensis CIRAD86
Lineage: Eukaryota; Fungi; Ascomycota; Dothideomycetes; Mycosphaerellales; Mycosphaerellaceae
Exons: 2
Coding region: 114-2732 (872 amino acids)
Source: RefSeq, a predicted model, not a curated record